AUGGUUAUGGAAGCCAUUGAAUUAGAAGAAAAUAUGGCUGUCGAAGCCACUAGUGAUUCACAAACAGAUUUGGCUGAAAAAGCCAAUAAUUCGAAUACUGAUAAAAUGCAAAGGUUGGAUUGCAUUUAUGAUGAUGAGCCCUUGGGUUUCGAAAAGGAUCCAAUGAGUUCCAGUCAUAGAAUGCAAGCUCAAGAUCCUCUACAAGAGAUUGAUAUUGGAAAUGGCUCUCUCAAAAGGCCAACUUACAUCAGUACCAAUAUCGAUCCAAGUUUAAGGGAAAAAGUGGUCGAAUUACUCAAAGAAUACAAAGACUGCUUUGCUUGGGAUUACAAUGAGAUGCCAGGACUUAGCAAGGAUUUGGUGGAACACAGAUUGCCACUUCGACCAGAGAAAAAACCUGUGAAGCAGCUUCCAAGGAGGUUUGCUCCAGAAAUCAUGACAAAGAUCAAGUCAGAAAUUGAAAGGCUGCUAAAGUGCAAGUUCAUUCGAACAGCCAGGUAUGUCGAAUGGUUAGCUAAUAUAGUUCCUGUUAUUAAAAAGAAUGGUUCACUUAGAAUUUGCAUAGAUUUUAGGGACUUAAAUAAUGCUACACCAAAAGAUGAAUAUUCAAUGCCUGUAGCAGAAAUGCUUGUUGAUUCAGCAGCAGGCCAUGAGUAUUUAAGUAUGUUAGAUGGAUAUUCUGGUUAUAAUCAAAUUUUUAUUGCUGAAGAAGAUGUACCAAAAACUGCUUUUCGUUGUCCUGGUGCUUUAGGAGAUUUCCUUGGUUUUGUCGUGCAUAAAAAGGGCAUAGAGAUAAACCAAAAUAAGACAAAAGCUAUCAUGGAGACUAGAUCUCCAGCAACCAAGAAACAGCUUCAAUCUUUGCUUGGGAAGAUAAAUUUUUUGAGGAGAUUCAUUUCGAAUCUAAGUGGAAAAGCUCAACCAUUUUCUCCACUGUUAAAGCUCAAAAAAGAUGAUGUUUUCAAAUGGGGAACAGAACAACAACAGGCAUUUGAUGAGAUUAAGGCAUAUUUGUCGAAUCCUCCAACGCUGAUGCCUCCCAUUCGAAACAAAGCAAUGAAGUUGUAUAUUGCAGCAUCAGAUUCGACCAUUGGAAGCAUGCUUGCUCAAGAAGAUGAAAAUGGUGUAGAAAAAGCUAUUUAUUAUUUAAGUAGAGUUUUGAAUGAUGCUGAAACUAGAUAUAGUUUAAUUGAAAAGCUUUGUCUUUGCUUGUAUUUUUCUUGUACCAAACUGAAGCAUUAUAUAAAGCCAGUUGAUGUUUGUGUUUAUUCCCAUUUUGAUAUUAUUAAGCAUAUGUUAUUAAAACCAAUUUUGCAUAGUAGAAUUGGAAAGUGGGCCUUGGCUUUAACUGAGUAUUCUUUGACCUAUAAGCCUUUAAGGGCUGUUAAGGGUCAAAUUGUGGCUGAUUUUAUUACUGAACACUCAGUAAUCGAAAGCCCGGUAGAAUAUGUUGAACUUGAGCCUUGGACUUUAUAUUUCGAUGGUUCUAGACAUAAACAUGGUACAGGAAUUGGAAUUUUGAUAAUUUCACCAUUAAAAAUUCCAACUAAGUUUAAAUACAAGAUUAAUGGGUCUUGUUCCAACAAUGAAGCAGAAUAUGAAGCUUUAAUUGCAGGAUUAGAAAUUCUCUCUGACUUGGGGGCCAGACACAUUAAAAUAAGAGGUGAUUCUGAAUUAGUGGUUAAACAGCUAACUAAAGAAUAUAAAUGCAUUCAAGAGAAUCUAUUGAAAUACUUUGUUAUUGCAUUUUCUUUGUUAAAACACUUUGAAUCUUAUGAUAUUCAGCAUGUACCUCGAAUUGAGAAUCAAGAAGCAAAUGAUUUGGCUCAAAUUGCUUCUGGAUAUAAGAUUUCGAAAGAGAAACUAGAGGAACUAAUUGAAAUAAAAGACAAACUAGUUUCGAAAGAGCCAAUUAGUGAUGAAUUGUCAAUGCCAAAACAUUUGGGGGCAAGUGACAUAGAAGAGUUUCAGGAUUUUGACAAUUUUGAAAAUUUUCAACAUGUUAAUUUGCACUUCGAUAGUUUUGUGGCAGAAAUUUUUGCCAUUGACAAUUUAUCUGAUAAUGAUUGGAGAAAGCCAAUUGUUAAAUAUUUGGAAGAUCCAACAGGAAUCACUGAUAGAAAGGUCAAAUAUAGGGCUUUAAGUUAUACUAUCAUUGGAAAUGAGUUGUUCAAGAAAACUGCUGAGGGAGUUUUAUUGAAAUGCCUUAGUGAAAGUGAGGCAUAUUUAGCUAUUUCCAAUGUGCAUAGUGGUUCUUGUGGAGCACAUCAAGCUGGCCAUAAAAUGAAAUGGCUACUGUUUCGACAAGGCUUGUAUUGGCCUUCUAUGCUUAAAGAUUGCAUAGAAUAUGCUAAAGGAUGCCAAGAAUGUCAAAAACAUGCAGGCAUUCAACAUGUUCCUGCAAGUGAAUUGCAUUCGAUUGUAAAGCCUUGGCCUUUUAGAGGAUGGGCUUUAGACUUGAUUGGUGAAAUUAGGCCAGCGUCCUCAAAAAAUCAACGUUAUAUCUUGGUUGGUAUUGAUUAUUUUACAAAAUGGAUUGAAGCAAUUGCUUUGACAAAUGUGGAUCAAGAAGCUGUAAUUAGUUUCAUCCAAAACCACAUUAUUUAUAGGUUUGGAUUACCUGAGACCAUUACUACUGAUCAAGGGACAGUGUUUGUUGGGCGCAAGAUGCAAGAGUUUGCCGAACAAGCAGGUUUUAAGUUGUUAACAUCAACACCUUAUUAUGCUCAAGCAAAUGGUCAAGUCGAAGCUGCUAAUAAAACCAUUAUAGGUUUAAUUAAGAGGCAUAUUGCCCAAAAGCCAAGGAAUUGGCACAAAACUUUAGACCAAGUUUUAUGGGCUUGCAGAAAUUCUCCUAAGGAGUCAACUAAUUCUACUCCAUUUCGAUUGACUUAUGGUCAUGAUGCUGUGUUACUAGUUGAAAUUAUGAUGCAGUCAAUUAGGUUGCAAAGACAAAUGGAGUUGCCCACUGAUCAUUAUUGGAGUUUAAUGCUAGAUGAAUUAGUAGAAUUAGAUGAGGAGAGAUUACAAGCUUUAGAUGUAUUGAUUAGACAAAAAGAAAGGGUUGCUAAAGCUUAUAAUAAAAAGGUUAAGUCUAAAGCCUUUAACUUAGGAGAUUUAGUUUGGAAAGUUAUUUUACCCAUGGAUAGAAGAGAUAGAGCCUUUGGGAAAUGGUCUCCAAAUUGGGAAGGACCAUUUAAAAUUUCUCAAAUACUUUCUAAUGGUGCUUAUGAAAUUGAAGAGUUAACUUCUGAACAACGUUCAGUUAAUAUGAAUGGCAAGUAUUUAAAAAAAUAUAAGCCAAUAUUGCAAGAAGUAAACAUAAGCGCAAGUUAA
Trifolium pratense (red clover) is the source of this 3336-nucleotide messenger RNA. RefSeq lists its product as uncharacterized. Gene Ontology annotation, molecular function: RNA-DNA hybrid ribonuclease activity; nucleic acid binding. Gene Ontology annotation, biological process: DNA integration. The record is from RefSeq and is a predicted model, not a curated record. Bases 1 to 3336 code for a protein of 1111 amino acids. The transcript is spliced from 2 exons. Lineage: Eukaryota; Viridiplantae; Streptophyta; Magnoliopsida; Fabales; Fabaceae.